AUGUCGUCCAUAUUCUCGAAGAGCGUCUUCGGGCUGUCUUUGGUGGCUGCCCUUGCCUCUCCGGCAGUCAGUGGUAUUGCCUUUGACUACGGAGCCGACAAGGUCCGUGGAGUCAACCUCGGUGGCUGGCUGGUGUUGGAGCCCUGGAUCACACCCUCGAUCUUUGAUAGUGCCGGUGACGCCGCCGUUGAUGAGUACACCCUCUGUGCCGCACUUGGAGCAGACUGCCGGGAUGUUCUCUCGGAGCACUGGAACACUUUUAUCACCCAGGAUGAUUUCAGUCAGAUUGCAGCAGCCGGUAUGAACCAUGUUCGGAUUCCUGUUGGCUACUGGGCUCUGCAGCAUCUUGACGGCGACCCCUACGUCGAUGGCCAGCUGGAUUACCUCGAUGCUGCAAUUGGCUGGGCUCGUGCUGCUGGCCUGAAGGUGGUGGUUGACCUGCACGGCGCCCCUGGAUCUCAAAAUGGCUUUGACAACAGUGGAAAGCGUGGUGCCAUCGGUUGGCAGCAGGGCGACACCGUGGAGAACACCAAAAUCGCUCUCCAGGCUCUCGCUGCGCGGUAUGGUGGUGAUACCGAUGUUGUCACUGCAAUCGAGGCUCUGAACGAGCCGAGCGUGCCCGGUGGCGUGAAUGAGGAUGGCCUCAAGCAGUACUACUAUGACUCCUGGGGUGUUGCCCGUGAGGCAAGCCAGGAAACCACGGUUAUUCUCCAUGAUGGGUUCUUGCCUACCGAAUCCUGGAACGGCUUCAUGAGCGCGUCCACUGGCGUCUAUUAUGUGAUGAUGGAUACUCACCACUACGAAGUGUUCGACGACGGUCUGCUUGCUAUGGACGCCACGUCCCAUGUCAGCAAUGCCUGUGGCUUUGUUAAUGACCACGUUCUCCACUCCGACAAGUGGACUAUUGUUGGCGAAUGGACUGGUGCCAUGACCGACUGCGCCAAGUAUCUCAACGGCAAGGGAAUUGGCGCCCGCUGGGACGGAAGCUACACGGGCACUGCAGGGUUCGGCAGCUGUGACGGCAAGUCUGUCGGCAACAUCGACACUCUCACCACUGACGAUCGUACCAACAUCCGCCAGUUCAUUGAGGGUCAAUUGGAUGCUUAUGAGAAGGGCAAUGGCUGGCUCUACUGGACCUGGAAGACCGAAGGUGCUCCCGAAUGGGACAUGCAGAUGCAGCUCGCCGGUGGUGUCUUUCCCAACCCGGUCACCAGCCGCCAGUUCCCCGGCCAGUGCUAA
Messenger RNA from Penicillium canariense, 1239 nucleotides. It is a transcript of the gene exg1, whose product is annotated as glucan 1,3-beta-glucosidase. The record is from RefSeq and is a predicted model, not a curated record. The transcript has 3 exons. Gene Ontology annotation, cellular component: extracellular region; cell surface. NCBI's taxonomy places the organism in Eukaryota, Fungi, Ascomycota, Eurotiomycetes, Eurotiales, Aspergillaceae. The coding region runs from base 1 to 1239 and encodes 412 amino acids. Gene Ontology annotation, molecular function: glucan exo-1,3-beta-glucosidase activity. Gene Ontology annotation, biological process: glucan catabolic process.